CCUCCAACAACGUCAUUUGGCAAAACAACAAACAGCCCCAGCAAACGAUCCUCUUUCUCGUCUCACACUCCCGAGCUACACAGCAAUGGCCGAUGCCCGCACUCUACUCCGCCAACAGCGUGCUGCCCGCCAACAACAGCAGCAGAAGUCAAAACCCUCAGCAACUCCCGCCGCCGCACCCUCGUCCAAAAAGCGCAAGGCAGUAACCCCGGAUCAAGUUGAAGAGCGCAAGCGCACGCGCACUGAGGAGGAUGCCGGUGUCCCCGCCGGUUUCUUCGACGCAGACCUCGAAAAGCCCAUCCCUCCCAUAUCAUCCGACCAGCACAAUGAAGUUCCUGCUGCCGAACCCGAUGCGCAACUCACCAUAAUCUCAAACCCUCCACCGCAAGAUACUGCAGCCAACGAUGAGCUGGAUGCUUUCAUGAACGAGAUGGAUCAAGUGGCAGAGACUCAACAGAAGAGCGUCAAUAUCUACUCGGGUGCUGUCAUCGAAUCUGCGCCCAUGACGGCUGCUGAGAUUGCUGCCCAAGCACGGGAAGAACAGAGUGCCCAGCGCGCGAGACUAGACGAGGAGCUCGAGGGCGAACACGACGAUGCCGCACGUGCUCUUCAGGAUGAGUUUGAGGAGAUGGACGGCUUGGAGGACCGAGUGAGGAGGCUACGAGAGCAGCGAGAAGCCCUUCGGAAUAAACCCACCGAGGUAGCUGCCGUGGUACCAGACACCACGCAGCCGACCACGCAGCCGAAAGAAGAGCAAGAUGAGGGAGGGAGUGAGUCUGAUGAUGACGAUGAAGACGAAGACUGGGAUGAUUGGAGAUUCAGACCGGCUUGAUUAUAUGAGACGAGACAACAAGUCGCCAUCUUUUCAAAUUCGCGAUGGCAACCAUGUAUUUUUAUGUUAGAGCAUAUCCGCAUCGUGAUACCACGGCGUUGGCGUUUUUGUGUUUUGCUAUUGGGAAUCAUCUGUUUUGUCGCAAAGAGGCUUGCUCCAAGAUUUACAUAUGCCUAGCAGGCGAUAUUCAAUAAUUCGCGAGUUAGACUCAGCACUUUUGAAAUAUCUUAUCAGACCCAAUUCCAUUUGACCCU
Molecule: messenger RNA, 1086 nt
Organism: Periconia digitata
Lineage: Eukaryota; Fungi; Ascomycota; Dothideomycetes; Pleosporales; Periconiaceae
Source: the annotation of a GenBank genome assembly